Messenger RNA from Anas platyrhynchos (mallard), 7022 nucleotides. It is a transcript of the gene UBAC1, whose product is annotated as UBA domain containing 1. Gene Ontology annotation, molecular function: protein binding. NCBI's taxonomy places the organism in Eukaryota, Metazoa, Chordata, Aves, Anseriformes, Anatidae. The record is from RefSeq and is a predicted model, not a curated record. Gene Ontology annotation, cellular component: ubiquitin ligase complex.
CGUCCCCGCUCCCCCCCCCCCCCCCGUCCCCUCGCUCCCCUCAGGGCCGGGUCGGCCGGGCCGAGCGGGGCCUCGGAGCCGUCCCCGGGCCCUGCAUGGGCCGCCCGGCGCCAUGUUCGUGCAGGAGGAGAAGAUCUUCGCCGGCAAGGUGCUGAGGCUCCGCGUCUGCACCAUGGAGGGCGCCGAGUGGCUGGAGGAGGUCCCCGAGGACACCACGGUGGAGAAGCUGAAGGAGCGCUGCCUCAAGCACUGUGUACCUGGCAGCUUGGAGGAUCCCAAAACUGUGACACAUCACAAGUUGAUACACGCGACUUCUGAGAAGGUGCUGACAGACACAAAAACAGUGUUGGAGGAAAACAUUCAAGAUAGAGAUGUCUUGCUCUUAAUCAAGAAGCGUGCACCACCUCCGCUCCCCAAAAUGGCAGAUGUGUCAGCAGAGGAGAAAAGGAAACAAGAGCAGAAAGCUCCUGAUAAGGAUGCUAUUCUCAAAGCAACUGCAAAUCUGCCCUCUCGCAAUGUAGAUCGCACUGUGGCCCAUCACAACAUGAGGGAUUUCCAGACAGAGCUCCGGAAGAUCUUAGUUUCUCUCAUUGAAGUUGCACAGAAAUUGCUAGCACUGAAUCCUGAUGCGGUUGAACUAUUUAAGAAGGCAAAUGCCAUGCUGGAUGAGGAUGAGGAAGACAGAGUGGAUGAGAUAGCUCUGCGGCAGCUUACAGAAAUGGGGUUUCCAGAGAGCAGAGCUGUCAAAGCCCUUCGAUUAAAUCAUAUGUCGGUGACGCAGGCCAUGGAGUGGUUGAUAGAACAUGCGGAUGACCCUGCAGUAGAUGCUCCGCUUCCAGGCCAGACUCCAUCCGAAGCCCCAGCCGAAGCUGGUGCAUCCUCUGCUGAAGCAACUGCAGGUCCUAGUUCAGAAGCAGCUGGGGAAGAGGCCAAGGAUGAGCUGACAGAAAUAUUCAAGAAGAUCCGGAGGAAAAGAGAGUUUCGUCCAGACCCACGAGCUGUCAUUGCCCUGAUGGAGAUGGGAUUUGAUGAAAAAGAAGUGGUGGAUGCACUCAGAGUAAACAACAACCAGCAAAAUGCAGCCUGUGAAUGGCUGCUAGGAGACAGAAAGCCUUCUCCAGAGGACCUAGAUAAGGGAAUCGACACCAAUAGCCCUCUCUUCCAAGCCAUCUUAGAAAAUCCAGUGGUACAGUUAGGGUUAACCAACCCAAAAACUCUACUAGCCUUCGAGGAUAUGCUUGAAAACCCCCUGAACAGCACUCAGUGGAUGAAUGAUCCCGAAACGGGGCCUGUCAUGCUACAGAUCUCCCGAAUCUUCCAGACACUGAAUCGCACGUAGAGGGGGAUGCCAGUCCACUGUGCCACUUCCUACUGUCCCUCGUGUCACCUUCUCCUCACGGGGGGGUGCAUGGGUUGUUGGGAGGGGUGGGGGGUGGAAGGGGCAGGAGGGAGCAGAUUCUGGCCGAGGGGGUGUCUCGCACGGGGUAUGUAGUUAACGGCCAACUGCAGUUAAUUGCCUUGUGGAUUUAGUGUUAGUGGAAGAGGUUUGAAGACUUGUUUAUGUUUUUCAGGUAUUAGGCUAAAAAUAAAGUAUAUCAAAAAUAGGAAAAGGUUUUGUGAAAACAAUUAAGGAUCUGUUGGAAAGAAAUACGAUAUUGCUUGUCAAAAAGGCCUGUGACAGUAGUUUUCUAGCCAGUUUUACUAGCGUCUGGCUAAUGUUUACAAAAGGUCACUGACCACUAGCAUAGGAUAUUAAUCAUCUCCAUGCAGUAUUAAUUUAUGGCUAUAUCAAAUUAUAAAAUGCUUUUUAAAAUUGAUUCUUAGGAAACGUUUUUUAAAAGUCCAAAUAUUGGGAGAGCAAGCACAUUUCUAUCCAAACUUGUCUGUCUUGCAUUAUAAUUUAAACAGAGUAAUUCACAGAUGGAAUUCUUUUAAUAAAUAGCAUUACUUUUUCCUAUUUAUUUUCUGCGUUAGUGUCGUUCCAGUCCCGCAGCAGUUACACUUGCAGGAGGUUCUCUGCCAGCUACGUUAAAGAUGCAGUAUCUCUUUCGCAACAGAACUUACUCCACCGACCCUUGGAUUCUCAAGUAGGCUGCAGUUCAUCAGUUUACACUAUGCCAUAUCGUAGUGCAAAGAGGAUAUCUUCACCUUGAUUUUUUUCCAUUUCUGUGUGCACGGUUUUGGAAGGGGGGACUUUGACUUUGUUUCAAACGGUUUGCAAAAAAAGCUACUAAUUUGCAUGGUUUUUCAGUGAAUGGUGAUCUGCAAAGACGCAGAAACACUUAGGCUUUUAUCUUGUUUACCGUAUUUAAAAGCACGCUUAAAAUUAUCUACUUUGAGAUAGAAGUGUUUCUUCUUGACCCUUUCACCUUGGAAAUACCAAGAAAGUCAGGCUGUGUCUUCCCUAGUUUUGUCAGAAGAUUGACUUAAGGUUUCAGACAGUGGUUGUGGGCUUAUUAAGGAAAGAACUCACCGGUGAAUUGCCAGCUAGUCGUCAUGAUUGGGCCAUGCAGGUGUUUAUUUUUUUUUAUACAGGCUGAACAAAAAUGUUUGUUUUCAAGUUAGUGAAACCUGGUUGAUGUCUGUCAUAAUCCCUGCUGUGUCUUGCAUUGGAAAGGCAGGACAGGCGAGACCUGCUUCUCCAAAGUGCAGUUUAAUCAGAAGGAGACCUUAUCCUUAAAUAGCACAGAGGUGUCUGUCAAAUAGAGAGAUCCUAAAUAACUCUGCUAGUCACCCUUUAUUUUACAGCUGUUUUUGUGCAGUUAUUUUUUUUUUUUAAACAAAAAUGUAACAAGAUGCAACUCGAAACCUUUAUAACAAGUUUUGGCCUGAACUUGGCAUCUAAUCUGUGCUAUUAUGCAGUCAAGGCACUGAAGUUGCCAAUUUCACAUAAUUAGUAUGAAGGGUGGGGAAACCAAAACAGCAUGAGAUUUUAUCUCAACUUACUAUCCCAGGAUUUUUUAAUUUGUUAUCUGUAAAUUCAUAUUAAGCUUUACAGUUCAUGACAGCUGAAAUACUUUUACAUUUAGAAAUUCUAAGAUUUAGAGAUGUUUGUUCAAAUUGGACAGUAAAAAUGUUUUUCUGGAUUCUUCUAAGAACAGAUUUGACAGCAUGAUGUUAAGUUGUAACUUUGUCUUGCAGUACUAAAAGCAAGGAACCGGAUUCUGCAACCCAGUAAGUUCAGCACAAAUACUUGUGGCUAGUUGUGACUGAAGGUUGUAGCAUUAUGAAAGAUGAGAUUUUUAAAAGACAAAGCUGGGAAAAGACUAUCCUGUAGUUUGGGUGGGUUUUGGCUUCUGAAUGAGUAAGUAGAGGUUCAGAAUUACUGAAUAGAUACUUGGGAAGCUGUCUCUCGCUCUUGGAAGAGCGUAAAGGCUUGUUAAAAGACCAUUUCUAUGCUGCUUUUGGUUUCAGUAAUACGUGAUCAGACUCUAGAGUGGCUGCAGAGCUUCCAGACAGACCAGGUGAGAAUCACCUGUCAGCUUUAAGUCCUUCCAAACCCUUGGCCUCUGGUUUGCUAGCAAAGCCUGGGUGAGUGGCCACGUGGCAGGAGCACACAACCCACAUUGCCUGCACUGGCACGGGAGGAGCUGCCCCUGGGACUGUCUGUUGGCUCUGACGUGGCAAUGUGGAGGAUGAAUUUGAACCAGCUGUCUAAUUUUUAGGUGGAUGAAACUGAACAUGUUCCUGAUUUGCUGUCUGACCUCCUUCAGAGGAGCAGAGUGGCCACUUCUAAGGGUGGGAGUUCUCUGCUUGUGCAUUUCUGCAGAGUGGUGCUGCCAGGAGCUGCUGCUGAGCGGGUUCUUUCACCCUCAGUUUGGUAGAGGUGAUAAAGGCCAUCAGAGCUGCCUCCCUUGGUAUGUCAGAACAGGAUCAGUGCCACUGACCAUCGUAUAAGGAAAAAAGCAUGAGUAAAAUGAGGCGCACACACGUAAGAGACAAAAGUAAGGAUACCCAGCUUCAACAUGACCUAAUGUUGUAGCAACAGUUAGAAACUGUACAGAUAAAGGAAUACUGCAUCUUUAAAAUGCUCGAAGGCUUGAGAAUGUGGUUGUUCCUGGCUUUUCUCAUUUCAGAGCUUGGCAAUUACCCAGCUGAAGUGUUGGUGAGUGUGUUCUUCUAAUCUGCCAAACCAGCUUGUUGCUUGGUAUGGCUGCUUGUCUCGUGAGAACUUUAGCUCCCACCGGGCAGUCUCUGAAAGAGGCCAAAACUUACGAGGUGUGGUGUGUUCACAGCAAGGCAUAAGAGUUGAUCUAGAAAAAACUACCCUUUAGGUUAAACAAACCCUCUGAGGAAUUGAUCAAGGCAUCAGUGUUGUGCUAUGGGUAUGAAUUGGUAGUGGGCUUAGGGAGCUGUGUGUCCUUGCAACACGUGGGUGUAUUCAUGCUGCUUCAUCAGUUAAAGGUGGGUUGAGGGAAGCUAAGUGCAUUGUGCUUGCAAAAGUAUCGACUGUAGCAAUUUUUACAAAACCUGCAAAAUACUGAAGGGUCACUGCUAUUUAGUCAGUGUGCACAGGCAGGUCUCCAGGCACAGUGUAUGUCACAGGAGUGCUGCCAGGGGUGCAAACUGUCCUGUUCUGAGGCUGAAGGCUAGAGGACUGGUGGAUCUGGUCUGCAAACCAGUGAGAGGUCCCUAAGCAAUUUGGAAAUCAAGUUUUUGUUAAAAAUAAAUAUUAAAACUCAUUUUGUGAGGAAUAAGGAUUUACAGGUUCAGGUCCUGUGCUUGUCUUUCUGGUGUUCAAGUUAAAACUAGCAAAGACAUGUCGUGCUUAAGUGUCUUACAACAUGGUCAAGGGAAUAUUUGGAAGCCUGUGAAAUCAAGGAGAAGUAAGGAAUCAUGGAAGUGGGGUGCCAGGAGGCUCUUACAGUGCAGUGUCUGUUUCUUAUAGUUUUAGCUCUUUGCCCCAUACAUUAAUAAAGACAAUCUUCUGCCUUUUGAUAUUACAUGACUCUUGAAAGCUAGCUAUUUAUUUAAAUGUAUGUAAUUUAUAAUUUUGUCAUCAAAACACUGAUAUUUUUAAUAGAAAUGUACUAUAUGGAAGUUUGUUCUCAGGGCUUCAUGUUUAUACUCUGUAGGGGGAUGCAUUUAAAAGGAUGUAUUUGGAAAAAAUGCCAGUGGCCACUUUGCAGCUUGGACCUUGGUUGGUCUUGACCUGUGAGACCAAGCUAGCGUAACGCUCCUGAUAAACCUCUUGUGUUAGGUACAGUCCAAAGAAUCUGCCAUUCUUUUCUCUCCACGCGAGCAGUGGCACGAGUCUUCCUUUAAGGUUGCUGCAUCAUCACAUGGAGGUGGUCACACAAGAUUACCCAGCCCCUUCACAGUUCGCUGAUCUUUACACCGUUUCAAGGACGCUUCUGUUCUCCAUGCAGCUGGAAAAUUAACUUGCACUGUUUCAAAAGCAGUCAGUGCACUUCUGCUCUUCUGGGGAAGUGUGAGGUUUGUUCCUGCAAGAACUCUGAAACCUGCAGCUAAUUGCUGCUGCUCGGCUGCUCGCAGCCGUUGUCACAGAUGUGUCCCAGAACCUUGACCCCCAUUUCGUUCCUCGCUGUCCUGGAACCAAGCUUGUCUUUUGGAGAUUGAUCUUCAUAUCCAAGAAAUGCUUAAGUGGUUAUUGAAAUCCUUUUUAGUUGGGACUGUUUUUUUUCCACGUAAUGAUUCACGGGCUGAGGAUCUUUAAUGUAUUUUGAAAGUCGUUUAAAUAAGCAUUGCACCAAAUGAAUGUAUUGUGACACUGUCAGCAAAUGUUGCCUGUAGAAGAGAGAGGAGAGGUUCCCAGGGAUCUCAACUUCAGCAGUAAUUUUCCUAAAGUAUUGUGCGCAGGAUAGUGAGUGUUUCAUCCAAGGUAAUAGCUCAUUUUUCUACUUGUAAUAAGUAGCAUUUUUAUUAACUGGCAGAAGAGCAGCACUUGCAGCUGGGUAUUUCCAUUCAAUUGUAACUUGUUAUGCUUUGAGGCAUAAGCAAGCCACUGACUGUCCUCUCUGGGGCCGGUUAUUUUUCUGAAGCAUUUGUCUUGGCCCUCGUCAGAGUUAGGCCAGUUGGUGAGCCAAGCAUGGGUUGCAACCCCAAUGUUCCUGCAGAGGAAAAAGCAAGCAGUGUACUUUAUGUCUCCAUGAAUGUGUUGUCGUGGUGGUUGUGCUCAUCUUCAUCCAAACAUCUGGGUAUAACUGCAAAAUUUUUUUAAGGACCUCUUGCCCUAGAUUUAAAGAUCUUCAAUGCAGAUCCUGUUUGCAGCAUGUGAACUUCAAUAAAUGUAUUAAAUUCUUUCUGAAUUUGGAUAUAGUUUUGUAUCAUGCUCUGGGGAGAGGGAAGAAAUCGGAUCAUGUUUUAAACAAAGCCCCACAAAACAGUGUCUUUGUUACAGCAGGUAACAGGGGCCUGUAGAGAUUUUUAAUUUGCAUAUUUUUAUCAUAGUUAAUGAACUGUACAAGAAUGAUUUGCUAUCCAGCACUUACCACAAGGUAGCACCGGUAAAAUUAUAUUGCAAGGUACUGACGUAACGUUUUUCAUUUCACCUGUGUAUAAAACAAUUAGGUACAGCAUACGAUAAUUUUUAUAUGGAGCUGACACUGAUGUGUGGCAUGCACAGCUGUUUCUAAGAUGUAAUGUUACUUUUAUGAAGCUUAACUAGGGCGGACAUCACUGAGCCUGUGAAUUCAGCAUUCAUUCUGGACACGUUCGCGUGGGUCGAUGACUUCUCCCUGGCUGGGGAGACCAGCAGGCUUUGCUUUGAUACAGGAGCCCUCCAGGCAGCAAGUAAGAAGUGCUACCGAUUUGUUAUCCUUCUAAACAGUCACUGUUGUCUACUGAAACAUGCCCCUAGAAGUUAUUGAGGUCGUUAGCAAAGCCAGACCCAUUCAGAUUGGAACUGUUACGUACCUUUAGCAUGUGGAGAAAGCACACCCACAAGCGAGACUAGAAUGAAUGCUGAGUCCUUAAGCCUGCUCACACAUACACACUAAAGACACUGAUGUUGUAUGCUGUAAAUUUAUAAUAUAUCUUAAAAAUAAAGUUUUUUUGAUUUA